Molecule: messenger RNA, 905 nt
Organism: Oryza sativa Japonica Group (Japanese rice)
Lineage: Eukaryota; Viridiplantae; Streptophyta; Magnoliopsida; Poales; Poaceae
Source: RefSeq, a predicted model, not a curated record
GAGGCUCGCUGCUGGAGUGGAGUGGUGGACUGGUGGCUGCAGCUGUUCCUCAUCGCCAUUCCAAUCCAAUCCAAUGGCGCUCACCAACCACAUCCUCGCGCCGGCAGCCGCAGCAGCCUGCUGCUUCGGACGGCGGGUUCCUCUGCCGCCGCCUCAUCAGCUCGCCGUGCGGAGGAAGCAAAAGAGCGUGGUGGUGGCCAUGGCCGACCUGCUGGGCGACUUUGGCGCGCGCGACCCCUUCCCGGAGGAGAUCGAGAGCAACUUCGGCGAGAGGGUGCUGGGCAACGUCGACACCCUCCACAACAUCCUCAUCCCCACGCUCUCCGUGCUCUCCAUCGCGCGCCUCCCCCUCGAGCCUAACCCCGCGCCCGUCGACGCUGCCGAAGCCCGCCGCCUCCUCCACAAGGUGGUUGGCUGGCGCCUCCUCGACGACGCCGACGGCAUGCGUCUGCAGUGCGUCUGGAAGGUCAGGGACGAAGCCUGCGGCCACGAGCUCGUCGCCAGGAUCAACGCCGCGGUUGACGGCGCCCCGGCCACCGUCGUCUUCGAGGCCCCCAACCAGGUCAGGGCCGAGCUGCAGACGCCCUCCGCCGGCGGCCUCACCGUCAAUGACUUCAUCGUCGCGGCUCGCAUAGACAAGGUCAAGACGGUCGACCUUAUCCCCAAGAAGAGAGUCUGGGCCUGAUUCUUCAUUCACAUAUAUCCCCUUAAUCAAUCAAUCAACCAAUCAAUCAAUUAGUAGUAUCUUUUUUUUGGCUUUCAAUCGCUUGUGGAGUAGUACACUACUACGGAGUAGUUGUUGUUUUGAAUUUAUAAAAUAUUUAGUAGUCUUUCAAAGCAAAGGCACCGGCAGAAUUUGUGCCCAAAACCAAAAAACAAAUAAAAAGGGAUGAUAUGAUAUUAAA